This is a messenger RNA of Silurus meridionalis, 3212 nucleotides long. RefSeq names its product MTSS I-BAR domain containing 2a (gene mtss1la). Lineage: Eukaryota; Metazoa; Chordata; Actinopteri; Siluriformes; Siluridae. Gene Ontology annotation, molecular function: actin binding; phospholipid binding. The record is from RefSeq and is a predicted model, not a curated record. Bases 413 to 2695 code for a protein of 760 amino acids. Gene Ontology annotation, cellular component: cytoplasmic side of plasma membrane; actin cytoskeleton. The transcript is spliced from 16 exons. Gene Ontology annotation, biological process: cell projection assembly; plasma membrane organization.
AGUCUCGGAUUUCAGAUGCUUCAUCUCCCAGACAGUGCUGCUCACUUUGCCAUUAUACACUAAGAGAGGCGGAUCAGUGAGCACUCUCUGCAUUGGAUUUAUCAGCAAGUGUAAUAAUAUGACAGAGCCCUCAGUCAGUGCAUGUCCUGUCUCUUAGUCUUGGGGGGUUGGGAGGGCAAAAGCAGAUCUUUUGACCCCAAGCCAUCAUCAUCUCUGACAAACCGGGGAACAGAAAUACAGCACAUACUCUUUUUUUUCUUUGUUUAUUGAAAUACUGUCCUUACACCUGAAUCUAAAUUGUGAGCGGGAUGUGAUGAGCCGAUCCCUGAUUGCUGAGAUCAGUUGAUUGGAGUCGAGGGUCUUGUGUUUUUAUUGCUCAGUCAUUCAGCGCGUGGUGCGCGGCUUUGACAACAUGGAGAGUGUGGAGAAGGAGUGCGGUGCUCUGGGUGGAUUAUUCCAGGCGAUUGUCAACGAUAUGAAGAACUCAUACCCAGUGUGGGAGGACUUCAGUGCCAAGGCUACAAAACUACACUCGCAACUCAGGACCACAGUAUUGGCGAUGGCUGCUUUCCUGGAUGCCUUUCAAAAGGUGGCAGACAUGGCAACCGGCACAAGAGGUGCCACCAGAGACAUCGGCUCUGCUCUGACCCGAAUGUGCAUGCGCCACCGCAGCAUUGAGGCCAAGCUGCGACACUUCACCAAUGCUCUUAUGGAUAAACUGGUCACUCCACUCCAAGACAAGAUAGAAGAGUGGAAGAAGACAGCUGCUCUGCUAGAUAAAGAUCAUGCCAAAGAAUACAAACGCUCUCGACAGGAAAUCAAAAAGAAGUCAUCUGAUACUUUGAAGCUACAGAAAAAGGCCAGGAAAGAACUCCCAGGUCGAGGAGGACUGCAACCUCAGCUGGACAGUGCCAUGCAGGAUGUAAGUGACAUGUACUUACUGAUGGAGGAAACGGAGAAGCAAGCUGUGCGCCGAGCCCUUCUCGAAGAGAGGGGGCGUUACUGCACUUUCAUUAGCUUCUUUCAACCUGUAGUGAAUGGAGAGAUUUCUAUGCUGGGAGAGGUAACCCAUCUCCAGGCCAUUAUGGAUGAUCUUUCUGUGCUGACCACUGAUCCACAUAAACUGCCAGAGGCCAGCGAACAGGUUAUCCUGGACUUGAAGGGUUCUGACUACAGCUGGUCCUAUCAAACUCCCCCCUCCUCCCCCAGCAGUACUGGCUCAAGGAAGAGCAGCUUGUGCAGCUUGGUGCAUCUACCACCGGGUGGCGCUCACCGCCUGAGCAGCGUUUCUUCUCAUGAUUCUGGAUUCGUCUCUCAUGAUGCAAACAUGCACUCUAAACCACCUUCUCCGAUGCCAUCAGACAUUACCAGCCAGAAGUCAUCUAGUUCUGCAUCCUCUGAAGCAUCAGAGACAUGUCAGUCUGUAAGCGAGUGUGGCUCUCCCAUAGCCUUUGGCUCAUCCUUUGCUACUUUCCACCCUGCUUACACUUACAAUGGCUCAAUCAGAUCUCUUCCCUUUAUCCCCUCCUAUAAUCAUUCCCCUGGAUCACACUCCCCCUCACCCACAACCAAAGUUCAUCACUGGAAGCAACAAGACUGGUCCAAAGUACCUCACUACGAACAGCAGGGGGUGGCAUUGCAGCGCAGGAGUGAAGCUGUGGAGUCCCCUAGUGGAGCGAGAGGCUCUCAGCACCCAGAAGACCCUUAUAGGACUAGAGUUAAUCCUACAAACAUCAAUGCCAAGCAUGGGAAACCGAUGAUAUCUGCAGCUAGUGAGCUGGCCAUGGUUCUGACACGUGGUCUGAGUAUGGAGCAGCAGAAGAGCAGCUGUGACUCCUUGCAGUACUCAAGUGGAUACAGUACACAGAACACCACACCAUCGUGCUCCGAGGAUACAAUCGCUUUACAUGGUUCCGACUAUGACAGCUACUCAAUGAACGGGGAUGUUGACUGUGUUGCACAGUCAGACUUCGACAAAUCUAUGACUGUCCCUCGGAACAGCGAUCUGGCCCAGAAUUACCGUCGCAUGAUCCAGACCAAGAGACCUGCAAGUACUGCAGGGCUUCCAGGAGGUGUGGGUGCCCAUGGUGUACCUGGAUCCAAUGGCAGAGAAGCAGGAGUUAUAUCUUCUGGUACAGCCACCAUUCGCCGGACCCCAUCCUCCAAAGCUGGUGUGAGGCGAACACCGUCUAAUGUGGCUCCGAUUCCCAUUCGUCCUCCUAUCGUCCCAGUAAAGACACCAACUGUGCCAGACUCACCUGGCUUUCCAAGCCCUCCCCCAGAGUACAAUAGCAGUGAGGAGAGCUUAUACACUGAGGAAUCUCUGGAGAACCUGGAGUUUAAAGCUUUACCAAAGCGGAUGAGCCUGCCUAACCCACUGGCUUGGGGCACGGGCACUGGAAAGCGUGUUCAUGUCCAGCAGCCUGGAGCUAUAUCUCUCAGCUUAGAGGAGGAUCAGCUUCUUGCUGCCAACCGCCACAGCCUGGUUGAGAAGAUUGGUGAACUGGUUGCAAGUGCCCAUGCUCUGGGAGAUGGCCAGUUUCCAUUUCCUGAAGAUCCCCAGGCUAGUCUGGGAAGCCAACAAGACCCAGGACCUCCCUCAGAAGGUGAUGACAUAUUGAAGUCCAUUCGUAGAGGAGUGCGUCUCAGGAAAACCGUCUGUAAUGACAGGUCAUCACCCAGGAUCUUACGAUAGCUUCUCUUAAGUUCUCACUGAAGAUUCUGCACAAAAAGAAUGCUUGUGUGUAUAUUACAAAUGCUAAAACUAAAUUACAAAUGACUGGUGUCAAACAAAGCCAGGCCAGUGUGAUAUAAUGUGUGAAAUGGACACAAUUUCUAUAUGGUAGAAUUACUACCAUCUAUUGGAAAGAAAUCUAUAACGAACUUACAGCUUAGGAGAUGAAAAUAUGUUUAAAGUACAUAUUUACAUUCUAGUCAUGUCCGGCAUCCUUUCUGAGUUUUGAUUUGUAAUUACUAUGUUAAUCAUAUGUUAUUCAACUGUAACUGAAGUAAAGUGGGUUUGAAUGUUUUCUUUUUCCUUGAGUAAUGGCUUUGUAAAAAAAACAAAAAAAAACAACCCAAAGUGUCUUCUUGUUGAAAAAGCUGUUGUGUUGAGCAACACCAAUGUAGCCUACUCGCACUCAGAGGGACCACGAGAGCAAAGUACUGUAUAUACUGUAAACUGCCAAAUAAAACACCCCAAGUGUAUCACA